AUGGAAACAAACUCAACACUUUUAGAAGAAGAUGACUCGACGUUUUUCUCAAUUGCAGCUAUUCUUGACUCAAUUGAGGGUUCAGAGUCAUUUGCAUGGAUCAGGACUAAUUUGAGACAUCUUUUACCCGUGUUCUGCUUUAUUGGAAUUCUUGGAAAUUCGAUGGCUCUGAUACUGAUAAGAACCAACUUCUGGCUGAAACGUCUCACUUCUAACAUCUACUUGUGUACAUUAUCAGUAUCUUCUUGUUGUUUUCUUCUUACUGUAAUCGUCUCCUGGGCUGACACUUAUCUCGGAUUGCCUUUGUUCUCCGAAUCAGAAUUCGGAUGCAAAUUCGUCUCGUUUCUUGCCCAUUUCAGUGAUUUCAUCUGUGUCUGGAUGAUUUCUCUUAUUUCAUGCGAUCGAAUGAUUGUACUGUAUCGACCGAGUAUCCGAAAAUGGGUGUGCACAAAAAAGUUUGCUCGAAACAUGACGAUUGGAUUCGUUUUGUGUUCAAUGAUACUCUACAGUUGGUUGUUUGUACUUGCGGGAUUACAGAUGUUCAAAACAGCUGAUGGAGUUGAAAAACCAUUCUGUGGGCUCAGUGAAGAUGUCAAUCUGUUUGGGUACCAAGUGGAUCAACACUAUUUUAUGUUCACAUUAAUGGAUACUGCCCUCUGCACCCUUCUCCCUGCGAUUCUCAUCAUCAUAGUCAACACUUUCUCCACAUACCGCUAUCGUCAAUGCAUGAAAAUCUACUCAUCCGGAGUUCUGCGUGUCCGUUUUGUUCGUGCUCCGACAACGCAACAGCAACAACAGCAACUCAACAACGAUACCAUUCAAUUUGAGGAGACAACAGUCAAGAAGUAUCUUCUGAGCACUGAUAACACAAAUUCAAGUGUUCCAACCAGUUCAACUCAAUCUCGAAACUGUGGAAAACUUCGGAGUUCCGAUCUUCAAUUGAGCAGAACUCUCAUUAUUGUCACAAGUACAUUCGUUCUAUUAAAUGUUCCGAGUUAUGCAAUGCGUAUUCUCCAAUCGAUAGUCGGUUCGACCGGAUCACUUUUCAAUUUUGUCUAUUACAUCACCUAUCUCAUCUACUAUUUGCACCAUGCUGUUCUAUUCUACAUGUACAUUUUCUGGAGCCCUCAAAUGAAGAAACAACUCAAACCAACUGCCAUGCGUCUUUUGGAAUGUUAUUGCCUGAAAACGGUUCCAGACUUCGGACAUCGUUCUACUUCUACUCAAGGUUAG
This is a messenger RNA of Caenorhabditis remanei, 1233 nucleotides long. RefSeq lists its product as uncharacterized. The record is from RefSeq and is a predicted model, not a curated record. Gene Ontology annotation, molecular function: neuropeptide receptor activity. The transcript is spliced from 7 exons. Gene Ontology annotation, cellular component: plasma membrane. The coding region runs from base 1 to 1233 and encodes 410 amino acids. Gene Ontology annotation, biological process: neuropeptide signaling pathway. Lineage: Eukaryota; Metazoa; Nematoda; Chromadorea; Rhabditida; Rhabditidae.